AUGAAUCAUACAAAACCAUUUCGUAGAUUGAAGUCAAAUGAAGAAGACGAGGUAACAAUCAAUCUGCAUCUGUUGAAAAAUAGACAGGUUGAAGUUGGACAUUUAUAUGAUCUACCAUGGCAACUACCACAGCCUAUGUUCCAUUUCUCGAAAAACCUGCUCCAGCUCACAUUACUUUGGAAUCCCUUCUUGACGCUACGGGUCUUACGCCUCCUUCUCCACUCUCCGAAUCAGUUAGCAAUUCAUUAA
Molecule: messenger RNA, 249 nt
Organism: Heterobilharzia americana
Lineage: Eukaryota; Metazoa; Platyhelminthes; Trematoda; Strigeidida; Schistosomatidae
Source: the annotation of a GenBank genome assembly